Messenger RNA from Puccinia graminis f. sp. tritici CRL 75-36-700-3, 762 nucleotides. RefSeq lists its product as uncharacterized. The transcript is spliced from 2 exons. Bases 1 to 762 code for a protein of 253 amino acids. The record is from RefSeq and is a predicted model, not a curated record. Lineage: Eukaryota; Fungi; Basidiomycota; Pucciniomycetes; Pucciniales; Pucciniaceae.
AUGGUUGAAACAUCUCAAUUGAACAACAACAGCGAGAGCUCCAACGCCGAGAACGUGAGCAACGACCAGAGGACCGAGCAGGAGACGGAUCUCCUAGAUUACAGCGAGGCGAUGACCAGAGAUACUCCUUCAGCCCUGCUGCAGCCGAGCGGCUUCGAAGGCUUAGGCUCCAGUCUGCCAUCAGUUACCGGCACCGCUACGAGACCACAGGCGGCAGAAACUUUGAGGUCGGAGCAAGGAAUUUCACCUGCCUUAAUCAACUCGAGGGCGACAUCCCUAGCGCUAGAGACCGCGUCCAACCGAUUGACUCCGGUACCUCGCCCCGUAGACAGACAAGUUUUCCCGGUCAAUUCGACUACCGUGACGGGUCGGUCGAUACUAGCUCCGACCCCCCUUCUACCAAAUCCGAACCGAUUCCCAGCCUUGAGUCCCUCUCCAGCCCCACUCGGCUUAGACGACAUCAUAGUGGACAACCAGGAGCUCGAGACGGUAAUCCACCUCUUCAACGAGCAAUGGAACACUUUUGUCCAAGCUCGAGAAAAUCAGAACCCGCGAUUAAUGAGAAUGGCUCUGGUUCAAGCGAUAUCCAGUCAGGAAGAAAUCCGAUUACUAGCUGGUGGAGCGGAGAUGCUCAGAAUUUGCGAAAACUGGAUAGCGAGGGAAGAGUUAGCGGAUCUAGAGAGAUCGGAGGCGGCAACUCGAAAUCAAGCGACCCAAAGAUUAGCUAUAACGCAAACGGCCCACCAACACACGCUUACAUAA